GAUCCCACUAGAUAGACGACGGGAAACCAUUACCACAGCACCACCAAUCCAACAAAACUAGGCUUCCUAGUUCCUACUCUUUCGACGAAGGCACAACACUACAGAAGAGAAGCUUCAGAGUCUUCGUACUCGCCUUCCUCAUCUUCUUCCUCAAUGGCUUCAAAGCUCUGUGACUCAUGCAAGUCAGCAACGGCAACGUUGUUUUGUCGAGCUGACUCAGCUUUUCUAUGCAUCAGCUGCGACUCCAAAAUCCACGCGGCAAACAAGCUUGCCUCUCGCCACGCGCGUGUCUCGGUCUGCGAAGUCUGUGAGCAAGCCCCAGCCCAUUUCACCUGCAAGGCAGACGCGGCUGCUCUCUGUGUUACCUGUGACCGUGACAUCCACUCGGCAAACCCUCUCGCUAGUCGGCACGAGCGUGUCCCUAUCACUCCGUUUUUCGACUCGUCCUCCACUGUGCACGGCGGUGGGGCAGCCGUGAACUUGUUGGAGGAUCGGUACUUUGAUGAAGUGGAUGGUGGUCGUGGUGAUGUUAGCAGGGAGGAGGCAGAGGCGGAGUCGUGGCUGUUGCCUAACCCGGGUGGGGGGACUACUAAGGGGGUGGAUAGUGUGGAUCUGAAUACCGGUCAGUAUGUGUUUGGUUCGGAAAUGGAUCCGUAUUUGGAUUUGGAUCCGUAUGUGGAUCCAAAAGUGGAAGUGCAAGAGCAGAACAGUUCAGGGACUACUGAUGGGGUGGUGCCUGUGCAAAGUAACAAACUAGGAUUUCAAGCUCCUGCUUUGGUCAAUGAUCAUUGCUGCUAUGAGUUGGAUUUCUCUACUGGAUCGAAGUCUUUUGGUGGUGGCUAUGGCUAUAACUCCUUGAGCCACAGUGUUUCUUCUUCAUCUCUUGAUGUUGGAGUGGUACCAGAUGGAAGUGGAAGUACCUUGACAGACAUAUCUAACCCAUACUGUAGUAGAUCAGUGAGCAACGGAAUGGAGUCAGCAAACCAGACAGUGCAACUAUCGGCAGUUGACCGUGAAGCAAGGGUGUUGAGGUACAGAGAGAAGAGGAAGAACAGAAAAUUCGAGAAGACAAUUCGAUACGCAUCAAGAAAAGCCUAUGCCGAAACAAGGCCACGAAUCAAAGGAAGGUUUGCUAAACGUACAGAUACUGAAGUCGAGGUUGAUCGAAGUAGUCUGUAUGGAUUCGGUGUUGUUCCAUCGUUCUAAUUUCACUUGUCUUUCAUUGACAAAGCUAGAAUUCGAAUUUGUCGACCUCACAAGAAGACUGGUGAGUUCCGAUGAGCUUCAAGCUCAUUGGUGAUCACUCCCUCCUUGUUGUCACAAUAAUUCUAAGUCUUUUUUUUUUAUCUCCUUUUGUAUAGGAGAUUGAUGUUGUAAUCUUUGUUGCCCACCAGUGGUGUUGUAUAUAAGUAGAAUGGAUUUCUAUCUUGUAA
Molecule: messenger RNA, 1433 nt
Organism: Populus nigra (black poplar)
Lineage: Eukaryota; Viridiplantae; Streptophyta; Magnoliopsida; Malpighiales; Salicaceae
Product: zinc finger protein CONSTANS-LIKE 4-like
Exons: 2
Coding region: 154-1206 (350 amino acids)
Biological process (GO): regulation of flower development; regulation of photoperiodism, flowering
Cellular component (GO): nucleus
Molecular function (GO): protein binding; zinc ion binding
Source: RefSeq, a predicted model, not a curated record